AUGGACACUGGACAGGUGUGUGUGUGUGUGUCUGUAGGUGAGGACAGGUGUGUGUGUGCCUGGACCAGCAGCAGGACGCUGGACCAGCAGCCGGACCCUGGACCAGCAAUUGGACCCUGGACCAGCAGCCGGACCCUGGACCAGCAGCCGGACCCUGGACCAGUAGUUGGACCCUGGACCAACAGCAGGACCCUGGACCAGCAGCAGGACCCUGGAACAGUAGCAGGACCCUGGAACAGUAGCAGGACCCUGGACCAGCAGUUGGACCCUGGACCAGCAGCCGGACCCUGGACUAGCAGCAGGACCCUUGACCAGCAGCAGGACCCUGGACCAGUAGCAGGACCCUGGACCAGCAGCUGGACCCUGGACCAGCAGCAGGACCCUGGACCAGCAGCAGGACCCUGGACCAGCAGCAGGACCCUGGACCAGCAGAAGGACCCUGGACCAGCAGCCGGACCCUGGACCAGCAGCCGGACCCUGGACCAGCAGCAGGACCCUGGACCAGCAGCCGGACCCUGGACCAGCAGCCGGACCCUGGACCAGCAGCAGGACCCUGGACCAGCAGCCGGACCCUGGACCAGACGCGGUAAAACCCGCUCCAUGGUUGUUUUCCUUCAGACGCAGAAAUGAGCGCCAUGGUUACACGCAUGCGCACUGAGUGUUUCUACCAACAGGGAGGGGGAGGAGGAGGACAACAAAAGGCUGCUGCUGCUCCUCGAAGCCCGCGCACAGCUCACCGACAGCUCGGUGGUCGGUGCGGCUCCGGGAGCAGCUCAGUCCCGGUUAAGGGUCUGAAACACGGGCUGGACGCGGCCUCCGCCGACAGGCGGGCUGUGAGCGGCCAUUUAGGGCAGCCCGCUCGGCCUGUGUUCAAACACGCAGCUGCUGUUCACAAGAUGGCGGACACGCCCCUGUUACUGCUCUGCGCGCCCUCGUCAACAUUUCGGCUUUGAACUACAAACUCUGGUUUGGCCACCAGUGAAAACUUGCUUCUUCCGUCAGCUGAGGCCUUCCGCCGCCUGCCGGUGCGGUGUGAGGAGGCCUGCGGGCUCUCCC
This is a messenger RNA of Austrofundulus limnaeus, 1056 nucleotides long. RefSeq lists its product as uncharacterized. The transcript has 3 exons. The record is from RefSeq and is a predicted model, not a curated record. Lineage: Eukaryota; Metazoa; Chordata; Actinopteri; Cyprinodontiformes; Rivulidae. The coding region runs from base 1 to 630 and encodes 209 amino acids.